Myxocyprinus asiaticus (Chinese sucker) is the source of this 3992-nucleotide messenger RNA. Its product is annotated as dynamin-1-like. Gene Ontology annotation, molecular function: GTP binding; GTPase activity; microtubule binding. Bases 150 to 2675 code for a protein of 841 amino acids. Lineage: Eukaryota; Metazoa; Chordata; Actinopteri; Cypriniformes; Catostomidae. Gene Ontology annotation, cellular component: cytoplasm; microtubule; membrane. The transcript is spliced from 22 exons. The record is from RefSeq and is a predicted model, not a curated record.
AGGACGUACGUCGAUUUGCAAAGGUGCCUGGAAAAUUGAAGGAAACGCUGCAAGGGACAGCAUUCAUUUAUUACGGGGCUCCAUUCAGGGUCGAUUCCCUCGUUUUUUCCCCCACACUGUGAACUAGAGCCGAUUGUUUUUCCAUAAAGAUGGGCAAUCGGGGAAUGGAGGACUUGAUUCCUCUGGUGAACAGACUGCAGGACGCCUUCUCUGCGAUCGGACAAAAUUCCAACCUGGACCUUCCUCAGAUCGCGGUGGUCGGCGGCCAGAGCGCGGGGAAAAGCUCGGUAUUAGAGAACUUCGUAGGGAAGGACUUUCUGCCUCGUGGCUCUGGUAUUGUCACUCGGCGCCCCCUAGUGCUGCAGCUCAUCAACUGCCCUACUGAGUAUGCAGAGUUCUUGCAUUGCAAGGGAAAGAAGUUUACGGAAUUUGAUGAAGUGCGUCUGGAGAUUGAAGCGGAAACAGAUCGCCUCACCGGCCAAAACAAAGGCAUUUCACCGGUCCCUAUCAACCUGCGUGUCUAUUCGCCUCAUGUCCUGAAUCUCACACUUGUGGACUUGCCUGGCAUAACCAAAGUGCCCGUAGGCGACCAGCCAGUUGAUAUAGAGUUCCAGAUCAGGGAAAUGCUAAUGCAGUUUGUGACAAAGGAGAACUGCCUGCUGCUGGCUGUGUCUCCUGCCAAUUCUGACUUGGCCAACUCAGAUGCCCUCAAGAUUGCCAAAGAGGUGGACCCUCAGGGCCUUCGAACUAUUGGUGUGAUCACUAAGCUGGAUCUAAUGGAUGAAGGAACUGAUGCACGUGACAUCCUAGAGAACAAGCUUCUUCCUUUACGUAGAGGCUACAUUGGGGUUGUGAACCGCAGUCAGAAGGACAUUGAUGGCAAGAAGGACAUCACUGCUGCCAUGGCAGCCGAGAGGAAGUUCUUCCUCACCCAUCCAGCCUAUCGACACCUGGCUGAUCGCAUGGGGACUCCCUACCUGCAGAAAGUGCUCAAUCAGCAACUGACUAACCACAUCCGAGACACCUUACCCGGACUGAGGAAUAAACUGCAGAGCCAGCUGCUGUCCAUUGAGAAAGAGGUGGAGGAGUACAAGCACUUCCGUCCAGAUGACCCCUCUCGCAAAACCAAAGCCCUACUACAGAUGGUGCAACAGUUUGCGGUGGAUUUCGAGAAGUGUAUUGAGGGUUCAGGAGAUCAAGUCGAUACGGUGGAACUGUCUGGAGGUGCAAGGAUCAAUCGCAUCUUCCACGAGCGCUUUCCCUUCGAGUUGGUUAAGAUGGAGUUUGAUGAGAAAGAGCUGCGUAAGGAGAUCAGUUAUGCCAUCAAGAACAUCCAUGGUAUCAGGACUGGUCUGUUUACUCCAGACAUGGCCUUCGAGACUAUUGUGAAAAGACAGAUCGCCAAGAUCAAAGAGCCAUGUCAGAAAUGUGUGGACCUGGUCAUCACUGAGCUGGUCAAUACGGUCAGGCAGUGCACCAAGAAGCUGGCUCAGUAUCCCAUGUUAAGAGAGGAAAUGGAGAGGAUUGUCACGCAGCACAUCCGUGAUCGAGAGAGUCGUACUAAGAAUCAGGUCAUGUUGCUAAUUGACAUUGAGUUGGCCUACAUGAACACUAAUCAUGAGGAUUUCAUUGGUUUUGCAAAUGCCCAGCAGAGAAGCAGUCAGAUGAAUAAGAAGAAGGCUGCUGGUAAUCAGGAUGAGAUAAUGGUGAUCAGGAAGGGCUGGUUGACCAUCAAUAACAUUGGAAUCAUGAAAGGAGGAGCAAAGGAAUAUUGGUUUGUCCUGACCGCUGAGAAUCUGUCCUGGUACAAAGAUGACGAGGAGAAAGAGAAGAAGUACAUGCUGCCCUUGGAUAACCUGAAGCUCAGAGACAUUGAAAAGAGCUUUAUGUCCAGCAAGCACGUGUUUGCCAUUUUUAACACUGAACAGAGGAAUGUGUAUAAAGACUACAGGCAGCUGGAGUUGGCUAGCGACACUCAAGAGGAGGUGGACAGCUGGAAAGCAUCUUUCCUACGAGCUGGUGUCUACCCAGAGCGCAUCGCUAGUGAUGCCAGUGAGGAGAACGGCUUGGAUGGCUUCAUGCACUCCAUGGAUCCUCAACUUGAGAGGCAGGUGGAGACCAUCAGGAACCUGGUGGAUUCCUACAUGGCCAUCGUCAACAAGACUGUGCGGGACCUCAUGCCUAAGACCAUCAUGCAUCUCAUGAUCAACAACACAAAGGAGUUUAUCCAUGCUGAGUUGCUGGCUAACUUAUACUCAUGUGGAGACCAGAACACUCUGAUGGAGGAGUCAGCAGAACAGGCUCAGCACAGGGAGGAGAUGCUACGCAUGUACCAUGCUCUAAGAGAAGCUCUCAACAUCAUCGGUGACAUCAGCACCACCACUGUGUCCACUGCCAUGCCUCCACCGGUUGAUGACUCUUGGCUGCAGGUACAAGGAGGAUCUUCAGGGCGCAGAUCUCCAAUGUCUAGUCCCACUCCCCAGCGUCGGGCUCCACCUGGGCCCCCUCGUCCUGGUGGUCGCACUGCCCCAGGCCCCCCUACUGCUGGAGGGCCUCCUGUACCAUCUAGACCUGGAGCGUCUCCUGACCCCUUCAGCGGGCCCCCACCCCAGGUCCCCUCUCGUCCCAACCGUGCCCCACCAGGUGUACCCAGAAUUUCUAUCAGUGACCAAUGAGGAAUUACGCAAAUGCCAUCCAAGCAAAGGAAGCCCUUCUCACAGUGAGAGUUCACAUCCUUCGUCUGACUCUUAGAACCAGUCCUCCCUCCCUCCUUUCUCUCUUCUACCACUCUCUCUCUCUCUCUCUUUCUGUGCUUUUCCUCUGACAAAGAGCAGCAUCCUGAAAUUGCUGCAUGCCUAAUGUUGCUGUAGCAGCAGGAAUGGAUAGAGUGUGGUUGAAAGAAAAGAUGCAAAUGAAGAAUCCUGGAGAGCUGUUGGGUUAGUCACUCCCUCUGUCUGUACUAAUCACUUUGUUAUGGGCCUCUGAGUGACAUGCCCAGUGUGGACUUAUGUGUCAAUAUCUGAAAUCACUGCAAUGUUAAUUAUACUGAAGAUAUUGGGUAAUGUUUAUGUUCACACCCUCUACAGAGGUCACUCGAAGGUGUAUCUGCCAUACAUAAGCUUACAGUAUUUUCUGUCUACUCAACACUACGGGAUAAUGGACACACAAAGUAAACUCCACCGAUUUGUGAAACUUGUUAUAUGGUACUAAGUGUGAAUGUAUUCUCCUCUAAAAGUUAGAAAAAUAAUUUGUACGCACAAUGUUUGUUUUGUUCACUGUCUGUUCACUAGAAGCCUUUGCAUUUCCCAAUGAUACUAAUAAUGUCUGACUGAACUGUAUAUACACUAGGAUAUAUAUUAUGAAGCAUCUGGUAAGGGGAAAAGUGUCAGAAUUUUGUUUACCGUGGAUACCUGAUGUUGUGCAGUUAAUUUAUUUGUUGAUGCAACAGUGGAAAAUAAUGUAACCUAAGGGAAUAGUUAGUGUAAAAUUAAAGGUAAAAUGCAGCUGAAAAAUAAAUUCAAACAUCCUUUAACCCAGAAAGGUUUAAGAGUAAGUGUAGCCUCUGUUCUGACUGAUAAUGUGGUAAAUGGAUCUUACUGUAAUGUGUUGAUGUAUAUUUGUUGUGCAUCUCUGGGAUUUGUGCUUCUGUUGCCUUGUGUUGGAAUUGUACAUUUACUAAGUAUUGAAGUCAUUGUAAUUAAAAUGAACUGAUUGUAAAAAUAUAGGUAUAUGCUUUGUAUGUGUGUAUAUACAUAUAUGGAGGGCUCUACAGGCAUUACCAAAAUCUACUCUCUAAAUGGAAAGUGUGUGUGUGUGUGUGUGUGUGUGUGUGUGUGUGUGUGAGUGUGUGUGUGUGUGUGAGUGUGUGUGUGAGUGUGUGUGAGUGUGUGUGUGUGUGUGUGUGUGUGUGUGUUACUGCUGCCAUCUGUGUCUUAUUGUGGUGUGGUGUCAUAUACUGGCCAAUGCUUCCUCUAUGAAAUUAAAGUGUCUUU